GCUGAGGCUACUAUGGACCGUACAGCAACAAAGCACUAAAUGAUUAUCACCCAAUAACAUAGAUUACUGAUACAGAGACAUACAUCGCUGCAUCCUGCUCCGUACCUCAACUGAGCCGCCUCGGUUACUACACCACCGCAAACGAGCCCCUCCAACACUUCCACCUCGACUCCUCCAAACAAACAGCACUGCAACAACACAUUAUCAAUUCUUUAUUCCUUCCUAUACAUCACAAUCACAAAAAGAACACAAUGGCAGCCAACGCGACCGAAUUCCCCUACACACUAACAAUAACCCUCCCCCUCCCCUCCACCCACCUCGCCUCCUCCGCCCUCCGCACGCUCGAAGUCGACACCGAACUAUCGCCCUUUGUCCAGCGGCACUUCGAACUCGUCGCUCCGUCCGCAUCUUCGGAAACCGAAACACAGAAGAUGGAAGUCGAGGGGGAAGACAAAUCGGUCUUGAAGACUAUGUAUCGCGCGACGACGAAUCGGAUGCUACGGGUUGCGGUUAAUGGGUUUAUGGAGAGUUUGGGGGUUGUGCUGGAGGUUAUGCAGGAGUUGGAUAUGGAUGUUUUGGAGAUGGAUCAGGGUCACGAGGAGUGAGCUACGGUCGCCAGUGUUGUUAUUCAAUGAUAUGAGGGAGAGAAAGAUACAAGGAAUAUUGGAUGUUGGUCUGCGUUAUGCUGGAUGAAACGGUUCGUCGCAGCCAUGACUCCCGCCGGUCGCGGUCACUAUAUCACGGGUAAUAUCUUGCUGCGGGGUAUGUUCCGAAGGAAACUGCAUCCCGAUAUUAUGGCUACGAAAUUAUAGCGCCGGGAAAUGACCCAAGUUUAGAUGGUGGAGGUGAUACAGUCGGACGCUGGAUAUAUAUUUUACUCCAUGGGUUGACGUGCGCCCGGACCAACGAGCAUGCAGGAAGGAUUUUAACUGUUGGCCUCUGGCAUAGAAUGGUGAUUUUUGUGCAAGACUUGUUUGGAACCACUCUAUUGCUUUAUCCUAAGGUCAUCAUGGCAUGACAUCGAAAUCUAUGCUCUCUACCUCUACGGAACACGG
This is a messenger RNA of Aspergillus glaucus CBS 516.65, 1055 nucleotides long. Its product is annotated as CTAG/PCC1 family protein. The coding region runs from base 252 to 605 and encodes 117 amino acids. The record is from RefSeq and is a predicted model, not a curated record. Gene Ontology annotation, cellular component: EKC/KEOPS complex. The transcript has 3 exons. Lineage: Eukaryota; Fungi; Ascomycota; Eurotiomycetes; Eurotiales; Aspergillaceae.